AUGGCUUCCAAGUGCCUCAAGGCCAGCUUCUCCUCCAGGUCCCUCAAGGGUCCGGGCGGGGCCGGCCUGGGCUCCCCCCGCAUGUACUCCAGCAGCUCCUGCAAGCUGCCCAGCCUGUCCAGCGGGCCCCAGCCUUUUUCUGCGUGCUCGGCUGGGCUGGGCCGAAGCAGCUGCAAGGCAGCCAGCUGCCUGCCUGCCUUCUGCCUCCCCGCCGGGGGCUUGCCCACAAGCUUCAGCAUGGGCGGGGGCUGGUGUGGGGAGGGCAUUCUCAACGGCCAUGAGAAGGAGACCAUGCAGUUCCUGAAUGACCGGCUGGCCAACUACUUGGAGAAGGUGCGGCAGCUGGAGCGGGAGAACGCGGAGCUGGAGGGCCGCAUCCGCGAGUGGUGCCAGCAGCAGGUGCCCUACGUGUGCCCGGACUACCAGUCCUACUUCCGGACCAUCGAGGAGCUCCAGCAGAAGACCCUGUGCAGCAAGGCCGAGAACGCCCGGCUGGUGGUGCAGAUCGACAACGCCAAGCUGGCUGCAGACGACUUCAGGACCAAGUACGAGACGGAGCUGUCCUUGCGGCAGCUGGUGGAGGCCGACAUCCAUGGCCUGCGCAGGAUCCUGGAUGAGCUGACCCUGUGCAAGUCCGACCUGGAGGCGCAGGUGGAGUCCCUGAAGGAGGAGCUGCUGUGUCUCAAGAAGAACCACGAGGAGGAAGUGGACUCGCUGCGCUGCCAGCUGGGGGACCGGCUCAGCGUCGAGGUGGACGCUGCCCCGCCUGUCGACCUGACCCGUGUUCUGGAUGAGAUGAGAUGCCAGUAUGAGACCCUCGUGGAGAAUAACCGCCGAGAUGCUGAAGACUGGUUCAGCACCCAGACGGAGGAGCUCAACCAGCAGGUGGUGUCCAGCUCGGAGCAGCUGCAGUCCUGCCAGGCCGAGAUCAUCGAGCUGAGACGCACCGUCAACGCCCUGGAGAUCGAGCUGCAGGCCCAGCACAGCAUGAGAGAUGCUUUGGAAUCCACUCUGGCUGAGACCGAGGCCCGCUACAGCGCCCAGCUGGCCCAGAUGCAGGGCCUGAUCACCAACGUGGAGUCCCAGCUGGCCGAGAUCCGGGCUGACCUGGAGCGGCAGAACCAGGAGUACCAGGUGCUGCUGGACGUGCGGGCCCGGCUGGAGGGCGAGAUCAACACGUACCGCGGCCUGCUGGAGAGCGAGGACGGCAAGUGA
This is a messenger RNA of Echinops telfairi (small Madagascar hedgehog), 1215 nucleotides long. Its product is annotated as keratin, type I cuticular Ha5. NCBI's taxonomy places the organism in Eukaryota, Metazoa, Chordata, Mammalia, Afrosoricida, Tenrecidae. The record is from RefSeq and is a predicted model, not a curated record. The transcript is spliced from 6 exons. The coding region runs from base 1 to 1215 and encodes 404 amino acids. Gene Ontology annotation, molecular function: structural molecule activity.